UCGGCUGAUUGAUUGGGAAGAUAAGCUAUCACUCUCCAGGGAUCUGCGGCAUUGCCGCUACUCCAGCCAAUGUGCGUGGCGAGAGGGCGGGACGAGGCGGGCUGUGAUCCUGUAGCGCCUCUACCUUGUACAAUGAGCUGCCCUGGUGUGAACGGCUGCUCACUAACCCGCCUCCGCUAGCGCAGUUAACUUGGUCUCCCCUCGAACACUACCCAUCUAGUAUCCUCUCUGCAACAAAAAGAACACAUUUUUGCCACCCAUCAGAGAAGGGGGAUGGAUCUCCGUUCAAUUUGUGAGCGGUUGCUUACGAUGUAGAGAGAGAGGGAGGGAGUCUUCUGUCUUAUUAUUCCCCGUGAUGUACCAGCCGUGCCUGUACAGAGGGAAGAAGCAAUCGGACUGCCGCUGCCCAAGCGCUCGGUCCUCCAACGAGUAGUUUUCCAUUCAGCCCCGUGUUUCCAAGUUGUAUCGUUCACACACACACCCUCAAGCAAUUUCAGGAGUACAUUGUUCCUAGCAACUGUUAUGGCCGUGAGACACAAGCGGCGAAGGAGAUGUUAGCUUCCAAGUCCUGCUCAGCUCUCCUCGUGUUGAAUCAACUGAGGAAUGCCAGCGGCUCGGUUCCUUCUUAAAUGUAUCAGAGGUGAGAGAGGAUGGGAGCGAACAGUUCUUCAAAGCGGCCAGUUUUUGAUGAGAAAGAAGAUGUGAAUUUCGACCACUUUCAAAUACUACGUGCAAUUGGGAAAGGAAGCUUUGGAAAGGUGUGCAUCGUGCAGAAGCGGGACACAGAGAAAAUGUAUGCUAUGAAGUACAUGAACAAACAGCAAUGUAUCGAGAGAGAUGAGGUCCGGAAUGUCUUCAGGGAACUGGAGAUCCUGCAAGAAAUUGAACACGUUUUCCUAGUAAAUCUCUGGUAUUCCUUUCAGGAUGAAGAGGAUAUGUUCAUGGUGGUUGACCUCCUCUUGGGUGGCGAUCUUCGCUAUCACCUUCAACAAAAUGUCCAGUUUACAGAGGAUGCAGUGAAACUCUACAUCUGUGAAAUGGCCAUGGCAUUAGACUAUUUACAGGGGCAGCACAUUAUCCACAGGGAUGUCAAGCCUGACAACAUUCUUCUUGAUGAGCAAGGUCAUGCACAUCUGACAGAUUUCAACAUAGCAACAAUUAUUAAAGAUGGAGAAAGAGCAACUGCUUUGGCUGGAACAAAGCCAUACAUGGCUCCAGAGAUCUUUCACUCCUUUGUCGAUGGUGGGACCGGAUACUCGUUUGAGGUAGAUUGGUGGUCACUAGGAGUCACUGCUUAUGAACUUCUUCGAGGAUGGAGACCCUAUGAUAUCCAUUCCAGUGUUACCGUUGAAUCUCUCAUUCAAUUAUUCAGCACAGUCAGUGUACAAUACACCUGUACUUGGACAAAGGAGGUUGUUACUUUGCUAAGAAAGUUACUUACUGUCAAACCGGAGCAUCGUCUCUCCAGCCUUUCAGAUAUUCAGAGCUGCUCUUACUUAUCAGAUGUCAGCUGGGACUCUGUCCACCAGAAGAAGAUGGAGCCUGGCUUCGUUCCAAACAAAGGUCGGCUGCACUGUGACCCCACCUUUGAGCUGGAAGAAAUGAUUUUAGAAUCCAAGCCACUGCACAAGAAGAAGAAAAGGUUGGCAAAGAACAAGUCGAGAGACAACAGCAAGGAUAGCUCACAGUCAGAUAAUGAGUAUCUGCAAGAGUGUCUAGAAGUAGUGAGACAAGAGUUCAUGAUCUUCAACAGAGAAAAGGAGAAAAAUCAGUGCAAGGUUUUACCAAGAUCAAAACCAACAGUGUGGACUGGCAGCUGUCUACCUUUUAGAAAAUGGUUGAAAAAGAGGUCAGAGGAACCGACAACCUCCGUGUCCAAGACUGAGGAAAAGCCAGAAGCAACUGCUGAAGAUGAAAGUGGAAACCUGCACAUGUGUAGUUCAGUGUGUUCUUCAACGAGCAGUAGCUAGGACUGAAUGGUCAGGCUGCUCGAUCCAUCUGUCUUAAUGUUUCUCAGGCUGCUUCACUGGGCUUCUUAACAAAGCUAUCAAUAGCAUUUGGGGUUGGCGGG
Molecule: messenger RNA, 2071 nt
Organism: Leucoraja erinaceus (little skate)
Lineage: Eukaryota; Metazoa; Chordata; Chondrichthyes; Rajiformes; Rajidae
Gene: stk32c
Product: serine/threonine-protein kinase 32C
Exons: 13
Coding region: 651-1970 (439 amino acids)
Biological process (GO): G protein-coupled receptor signaling pathway; regulation of signal transduction; protein phosphorylation
Molecular function (GO): G protein-coupled receptor kinase activity; G protein-coupled receptor binding; ATP binding
Source: RefSeq, a predicted model, not a curated record